Messenger RNA from Penicillium longicatenatum, 1071 nucleotides. RefSeq names its product lipase/thioesterase family protein. The transcript has 2 exons. Gene Ontology annotation, molecular function: hydrolase activity. Lineage: Eukaryota; Fungi; Ascomycota; Eurotiomycetes; Eurotiales; Aspergillaceae. The record is from RefSeq and is a predicted model, not a curated record. Bases 1 to 1071 code for a protein of 356 amino acids.
AUGUCGCUGACCCAGGUUAAAUUGACCCUUCGCGAGAAGUUGGACAUCCUGCCAGCUGUCGCCAGCAUCAUCAUCGCAGCCUUCUAUGCUCUCCUGACAGGUCUAUGGCGCACGGAGCGCCAGGCCAAAUCCCUCCUCCUCCAUUUUGGCUAUGCCAUUAUGCGCAAGUCCACGCAGCGCUUGUCGCCAGUGCAGAUGCAGUAUGUGCUGCCAGGCUCCACCAAAAUUUACAAUCGCUUCGUGAAGGCCUUCGGGUAUAAGGCGGAGUCGGUGGAGUUGAGCCAUGGGGCCACGGGCCACUGGGUCGGGGACCCCAAUGCGACAAAUGUGGUGAUAUGGUGCCAUGGUGGGGGAUUUGGAUUACCCUCCAAUCGUGGCUACAUCAAUUUCUACGCGCAGCUCGUCCGCCAUCUCGAAGCGGCCGGUAAGAGUGUCGCAGUCUUCUCACUCACAUACACUCUCGCCCCAAAUGCCACCUACCCGACACAGCUGAAACAAGCCGUAUCCUGUGUCCGGUACAUCCUCGCCCAACCAGACCGUGACCCAGCCACGGUCUUCCUAGGCGGCGACUCCGCCGGCGGGAACUUGGUCUGCGGUGUGCUGUCGCAUAUCGCACACCCCCACCCCCAAAUCGAGCCUUUGCCAAUCAAUGGCAAGUUCGGCGGCGCCGUCAUGAUCGCACCAUGGACGUUACUCGAUACCGAGUUUCCCGAUCAGGAAAUCUAUACGGGUGGUGAUAUAAUUACGCCUGCUGUUGCCGCGCCUUGGGCUACCGCGUUUUUGGGUAGUGCGCCACGCGAUAACUAUACAGAUGCAUUCCAUGCUCCUACGGAGUGGUUCUCGACUUUUCCGGUUCAGACUGUGCUUAUCACGGGUGGUGGUAAUGAGAUUAUGUUGCCCGUUAUUUUGGAGUUUUCCAAGAAGUUGAAGGAUGGGCUUGGGGAUGUUGAGAUGUUUGUUGGGCAUCGGGAGUGCCAUGUUGCUCCAAUUUAUAACUCUAUGUUACACGAUAACACGGAGACGGAGCAGGGAAAGAAGAUUAAGUCGUGGCUAGUGGAACUGGCUCAUUAG